AUGUCCCACACUCCCAACGGCACAAACGGCUCCAACGGCCACCUGAAGCCAUCGGCCUUGCCGCCAGCCAUGCGCGACGCAAAGAACUGGGAGGACCAGGACAAGCUCUCGGACUACAUCCCCGUCUCGGCCGAUCUCAGCCGUGCACCCACCGCCUCCGCCUCCGUCUCCAGAGCCCAGACACCACCAAACAAGCGCGACAACGACACCGACGCCUCGGACGACGAUGCCGACCAGCUCGAGGACGAUGGCGAUGUUUCCAUGUCCUCGCCCUCCAAGACCGCGCGACAGCUCGAGAAGCAGCGCGAGAAGGAGGAGCGCGCCGCAGCACGCAAGCACGGAAAGGCCGUCAAGGCCGCUCAGGACGAGACGCUCGCCAGCACACGCGAGUCCAUGGCCAAGGCCAAGCUCGCCGACAGCUUUAAGCGCUACGGCUACCUCCUCGACCAGACCGAGCUCUUCCAGCACUUUAUCGACAUCAAGAAGGAGCGCGACCAAGAGUUUGCAGCCAUGCUCGAAGAGUCGCAGCAGGCCGCCGCCAAAAAGGCAAAGAAGGCCGGCGACAACCGCCGCAGAAAGACCGAAAAGGAGGAGGACGACGAGCUGCUCAAGGAGGGCGACGACGACCAAGACGAGGGCGCGUUUGUCUUCAACGAGUCGCCCGCCUACGUCAAGGGCGGCACCAUGCGCGACUACCAGGUCCAGGGCCUCAACUGGAUGAUCUCCCUCUACCACAACGGCAUCAACGGCAUCCUCGCAGACGAGAUGGGCCUCGGCAAGACGCUCCAGACCAUCUCCUUCCUCGGCUACCUCCGCGACUUCCGCAACACGCCCGGCUUCCACCUCGUCGUCGUGCCCAAGUCGACGCUCGACAACUGGUAUCGCGAGUUCCAGCGCUGGGUGCCCGGCUUCAACGUAGUCACCCUCAAGGGCUCCAAGGAGGAGCGCGACGACGUCAUCCAGAAGCACCUGCUGCCCCAGGACUUUGACGUGCUCAUCACCACCUACGAGAUGUGCCUGCGCGAAAAGAGCGCGCUCAAGAAGCUCUCGUGGGAGUACAUCAUCAUUGACGAGGCGCACCGCAUCAAGAACGUCGACUCGAUGCUCUCCCAGAUCGUGCGUGCCUUCAACUCGCGCUCCCGCCUGCUCAUCACCGGCACGCCGCUCCAGAACAACCUCAUGGAGCUCUGGUCGCUGCUCAACUUCCUCCUCCCCGACGUCUUUAGCAACUCGGAGGACUUUGAGUCGUGGUUCAAGGGCAAGGGCGACGAGAACCAGGACCAGGUCGUCCAGCAGCUCCACAAGGUCCUCCGCCCCUUCCUCCUCCGACGCGUCAAGGCCGACGUCGAAAAGUCGCUCCUGCCCAAGAAGGAGAUCAACCUCUUUGUCGGCCUCACAGAGAUGCAGCGCAAGUGGUACAAGAGCAUCCUCGAGAAGGACAUUGAUGCCGUCAACGGCGGCGUCGGAAAGAAGGAGGGCAAGACGCGUCUGCUCAACAUUGUCAUGCAGCUGCGCAAGUGUUGCAACCACCCGUACCUCUUUGACGGCGCCGAGCCCGGCCCGCCCUUCACCACGGACGAGCAUCUGGUGUUCAACUCGGACAAGAUGAAGAAGCUCGACAAGCUGCUGCGCAAGAUGAAGGCCAACGGCUCGCGCGUGCUCAUCUUCAGCCAGAUGAGCCGCAUGCUCGACAUCCUCGAGGACUACUGCCUCUUCCGCGACUACGCCUACUGCCGCAUCGACGGUGGCACCGCGCACGAGGACCGCAUCGCCGCCAUCGACGAGUACAACAAGCCGGGCUCGGAGAAGUUUGUCUUUUUGCUCACCACGCGUGCGGGCGGUCUGGGCAUCAACCUCACCACGGCCGACAUUGUGGUGCUGUUCGACUCGGACUGGAAUCCGCAGGCGGAUCUGCAGGCGAUGGACCGUGCGCACCGCAUCGGCCAGACCAAGCAGGUGUACGUCUUCCGCUUUGUCACCGAAAACGCCAUCGAGGAGCGCAUCCUGGAGCGCGCGGCGCAGAAGCUGCGCCUGGACCAGCUGGUCAUCCAGCAGGGCCGCGCACAGCAGGCGGCCAAGGCGGCGCAGUCCAAGGAGGAUCUGGUGGGCAUGAUCCAGCACGGCGCCGAAAAGAUCAUCACCAGCAAGGACACCAUGUCGAUCGACGACGACAUUGACGAGAUCAUCAAGUCGGGCGAGACGCGCACGCAGGAGAUCCAGGCCAAGUACCAGAGCCUCAAUCUGGACGACCUCAACAACUUCAAGUCCGACACGGUGUACAACUGGGAGGGGAGCAACUUUUCGGAGCGCAAGCCGAUUGGCCAGCUGUGGAUCGAGCCGAGCAAGCGCGAGCGCAAGGCCAACUACUCGAUCGACAACUACUACCGCGAUGCGAUGCGCGUGGGUCCCAAGCCGGCGCAGCCCAGGGCGCCGCGUGCGCCCAAGCAGAUCAACAUCAACGACUUCCAGUUCUACCCGCCGCGGCUGGGCGAGCUGCAGGAGCGCGAGACGGCGGCGUACCAGCGUUCCAUCGGCUACCGCGUGCCGCUGCGCGAGCCGGGCGAGGGCGAGACUGCCGACGACGUCGAGGAGGAGCGCAAGCGCGAGCAGAACUUCAUCGACACUGCCGAGGCGCUCACCGAGGACGAGGUGGAGGAGAAGGAGCAGCUGGCGCAGCAGGGUUUCGCGCACUGGAACCGCCGCGAGUUCCAGACGUUUGUACGCGGCUGUGAGCGCUACGGUCGCAAGGCGUAUGCGCUCAUCGCCGCCGACAUGCCCGAUGCGAGCAAGACGGAAAAGGAGGUGCGCGAGUACGCCAAGGUGUUCUGGGAGCGCAUCGACGAGCUGGCGGACCAUGCCAAGCUGCUCGCGCGCAUAGACGAGGGCGAGGCCAAGCUGCUCAAGCAGCACCACCAGGAGGCCGUGCUGCGCCGCAAAGUCAACUCGUACCGUCAACCGCUGCUCCAGCUCAAGCUGCACUAUGGUCAGAACAAGGGCAAGAGCUACUCGGAGGACGAGGACCGCUUUUUGCUGGUCAAGCUCGCCGAGUACGGGCUGGGAGAGGGCGAUGCGUACGAUCGCAUCAAGAAGGACGUCAUGCAGUGGGCUGGGUUUAGGUUCGACUGGUUCAUCAAGAGCAGGACGCCGCAGGAGCUCGGUCGACGAUGCAACACGCUCGUCCUGCUCGUGCUCAAGGAGGACGAGGAGGAAAAAGCCACCAAGGGCGGCAAGAAGAGGCAGCUCGACUCCGCCAGCAAUGCCGGUAGCAGUCGAGGCGGCACCCCCGCAGCCGCAGGCGCAGCCAAGAAGAAGAAGAAGUGA
This is a messenger RNA of Moesziomyces antarcticus, 3321 nucleotides long. RefSeq names its product chromatin remodelling complex ATPase chain. Gene Ontology annotation, cellular component: chromatin; nucleus. NCBI's taxonomy places the organism in Eukaryota, Fungi, Basidiomycota, Ustilaginomycetes, Ustilaginales, Ustilaginaceae. Gene Ontology annotation, biological process: regulation of transcription by RNA polymerase II; nucleosome organization. The transcript has a single exon. Bases 1 to 3321 code for a protein of 1106 amino acids. The record is from RefSeq and is a predicted model, not a curated record. Gene Ontology annotation, molecular function: histone binding; DNA binding; nucleosome binding.